Babesia bovis T2Bo is the source of this 1023-nucleotide messenger RNA. RefSeq lists its product as uncharacterized. Gene Ontology annotation, biological process: vesicle-mediated transport. The record is from RefSeq and is a predicted model, not a curated record. Lineage: Eukaryota; Apicomplexa; Aconoidasida; Piroplasmida; Babesiidae. The coding region runs from base 19 to 1017 and encodes 332 amino acids. Gene Ontology annotation, cellular component: membrane. The transcript has 10 exons.
GUUUUACAAUCUCUUAUCAUGGGCCUACACGACGAGCUCAAUGAUUUGAGCUUAACCUCGCAAAGAGACAUUGGUUGGAAACGGCCAUAUUCCAGUUGGUCUUCCUUGUCCACAGAGUUAUCUAGAAGCCAUGGUGACAAUAUAACAGAUUCGUUGUCCGGUACACAUUCUCUAAAGAGUUACUUAUCGCAAAUCAAACUGGACAUGGAGGGUAAAGAUGUAGAACCUGAGCUGAACCCGGAAAUAACUACAUCUAAUAGUCUACCCGAAGCUUACGUUCAUAGAACAACUUCUAAAUACGAUAGAGUUAAGAAGCUGGAAAGCAGUUUGUCGGGUAUUCAAUCCAAUGUAGAAUCAAAGCGGAGUAACAUAUUGGAGGACAUUUACGCAAAGAUCAACCAACUUGAAACCAAGAUAACUGAAAGCGAGUCAAAGGAAUUACAUUCAUUUAAUGAGACAACGAAAAAAAUCGAUAUUAUACAGCGUAGCAUUAAAGCUGCCCAAGCCAAACAAACGGCAGAGGUUAAAGACGCUAUUUCCAAGAUGGAGGGUGUCUACCACAGGUUUACUGAACAACUCCGAUUAGAAAAGGAGCAGUGGAAAAAGCAGGAGAAGGAUGCGGUAAACAACGUGAUGCAGAACAUCCAUAGCAUAAGAGAGGAGCUUGAGGAAAUGAAGAGGUCAAAGUCACAAAUGGCUACAUAUUUACGGAAAUACAUGGACGUAGAAUUACCACAAUUGAAAACCCGCAUUGCAGCAGCCAGUGACGACAUCAGCCGGAUGGAAAAGACGAUAACUGAGAAUACUAGUCAAGAUCUCGUUAUGCUUGCCUCAUUUAUAAAGCAAGAGAAUAGUCAACUGAAUGAACUUAAGAGAACUGUUCUAACGGAGAUCGCUCAUAGCUCUGAUGUUGCCAAGCAGCAAAUCGCCAAGGAAUCUGACGAACGGAAGAAUAUGCAACAGCGCAUUGUCAACUUAAUGGAGGAGACAUUGAAACGCCUGGGUUCACCAAUUUGAAAGGCG